Messenger RNA from Cordyceps fumosorosea ARSEF 2679, 3894 nucleotides. RefSeq names its product ATPase, P-type, phospholipid-translocating, flippase. The record is from RefSeq and is a predicted model, not a curated record. Gene Ontology annotation, molecular function: ATP binding; magnesium ion binding; ATPase-coupled intramembrane lipid carrier activity. Gene Ontology annotation, biological process: retrograde vesicle-mediated transport, Golgi to endoplasmic reticulum; phospholipid translocation; endocytosis. Lineage: Eukaryota; Fungi; Ascomycota; Sordariomycetes; Hypocreales; Cordycipitaceae. Gene Ontology annotation, cellular component: endosome; plasma membrane; trans-Golgi network. The transcript is spliced from 2 exons. Bases 1 to 3894 code for a protein of 1297 amino acids.
AUGCCUUCUUCACCUCCGUACCGUCAUACUGAGCCGCCCGACUCCCCCGAGCACGACUCCGACUCUGACCUCGAGCUCGACAUCCAGGAGCUCGAUCCCAUCUCCACCGCGCCCACCCGAGGCUCCAAGCCCGAGCCUGCCGACAAGUCGCAAAAGACCUCGAGAAUCGCCCUCCGCAACCUGCGUAUGGGUGGGCUGCGCAGAGCGGGCAAGCGACAUCGUGCCUACGGGGAGCUUGGCCACGAUCGCGAUGCCGCCGACGAGGACGAUGACUCGCGCCGCCUCCUGGGCGACCAGGACGAUGCUCGAGGGGGCGAGGAUGGCGCGCCCCUCCUCGGUGGUCGCUCAAGGGACAAUCAAGGUCGCAGAAUGUCUCUCAGCUCUGUUCUAAGAGUGCCGAGCUUCAUGUCCGGGACGAGGCGGGGACCUGACGACGAGGAGCCCCCCGAGGAUGACGACCCCUCCUCUUCGCGGAUAGUCCCGGUCGGAUCCGUGCAACCAGUGCGAUAUCCCACAAACAUGGUCUCCAACGCCAAGUAUACCGCUUGGUCCUUUCUCCCUGUCACACUCUACAACGAGUUUUCUUUCUUCUUCAACAUGUAUUUCCUCCUCGUCGCCCUGUCACAGAUUAUUCCUGCGCUACGAAUCGGAUAUCUCACAACGUAUAUCGCGCCGCUGGCAUUUGUGCUCUGUAUCACCAUGGGCAAGGAAGCUUGGGACGAUAUCGAUCGACGUCGGCGAGACAACGAAGCUAACUCGGAGCAAUACACGGUCCUCAAAUUCGCGGACCCUGCGCCGGAACCGAGUCCACGACCGAAGAAAUUCCUUAGGUCCGAGACCAUGAAGCGCGGAUCUAAAAAGGGCCAAAGCGAAAGAACGGAAAGAGCUGGAUUGUCAGACAUACAGGAGGACCCCGAGCUGGAGGCCCGAAAACCUUCCUCAACAAUAAUAGAAAUGAGCCGAAAAUCCAAGGACCUUGCUGUCGGCGACGUCCUUCGUUUGACCAAAGGUCAACGUGUACCAGCGGACGUUGUCAUUUUGCAGUGCUCAAACAGCGAGACUUUGGGUACUGGCGACUCGGAUGAGCAGCAUGACCUUGGCGAUUUGGUAUCCUUAGAGGACGGAGCUGGACCGAACUCCAAGGGGAAACAGCCCGCGACGGAGAGACAUGAUACGGCAGCGGCCGUUGUCACCGUUGGUGAAACAUUCAUCAGAACAGAUCAGCUAGAUGGUGAGACGGAUUGGAAGCUUCGACUUGCGUCGCCUCUCACCCAAAAUACCCCCCUCGAGGAAUUGGUCCGCUUGAGAGUCAAUGGCGGAAAACCCGAUAAAAAGGUCAACGAAUUUCUUGGAACUGUGGAACUGCUACCGUCUCGUGAGGAGGCCACUCAACAGCAGGCGUCCCUCAGACAAGAAGAUGGAGCUGCCACGACUGCGGCGCUGUCUAUCGACAAUACUGCGUGGGCGAACACUGUUAUCGCUUCCCAAGGAAGCACUCUGGCAGUGAUCAUGUACACUGGACCCCAUACUCGAUCCGCUCUAUCCACAUCACCAUCUCGCUCAAAAACCGGACUUCUCGAAUACGAGAUCAACUCGCUUACAAAGAUUCUCUGUGCGCUGACGUUGGCUCUGUCCAUCGUGCUCGUCGCGCUGGAGGGCUUUGAAAACAGACCUGGAAAGCCAUGGUACAUCCAAAUCAUGCGCUUCCUGGUCUUGUUUUCCACCAUUGUGCCCAUUAGUCUGCGUGUCAACCUCGACAUGGGAAAGACUGCUUAUGGUCGCUUCAUCCAAAGGGAUCCUGGUAUUCCAGGGGCUGUUGUUCGUACGAGCACCAUCCCGGAAGACCUUGGCCGUAUUGAAUACCUUCUGAGUGAUAAAACGGGAACCUUGACGCAAAAUGACAUGGAGAUGAAGAAGAUCCACAUUGGCACUGUCUCUUACGCCAAUGAAGCCAUGGACGAGGUCAACUCGUACGUUCGCCAGGGUUUCUAUGUACAACCUACAACAGACCCUGCGACGCAAAGUAUGCUUAUUACUCCAUCCUCAACAUAUGUCAAUACCGUUGCGGUUGGUGCCACCCGAACAAGGAGAGAGAUUGGCACCAGGGUUCGUGACGUUGUCUUAGCUCUAGCACUCUGCCACAAUGUGACGCCCACUACUGAUGAAGAAGAUGGCAAGGAAGUCACGUCAUAUCAAGCUUCUUCUCCCGACGAGAUUGCCAUUGUCAAGUGGGCCGAGUCGGUUGGACUGAAGCUUGCUUCUCGUGACCGGAAAAGCAUGACGCUCGCUGCUACGACAACAGGCCGUCCCGUGGUGCGUGUCAGCAUCCUUGACGUGUUCCCAUUUACAUCGGAAGGAAAACGCAUGGGUAUUAUUGUCCAUUUCCAGGACGACCUCAACAACCCAAAUCGUGACCUCGGUACUGGCGAUAUUUGGUUCUACCAGAAAGGCGCAGAUACCGUCAUGAGCUCGAUCGUCGUCGCGAAUGACUGGCUCGAUGAAGAGACGGCCAACAUGGCGAGAGAGGGUCUGCGCACCUUGGUUGUGGGCAGGAAGAGGCUAUCGCACCAGCAGUACAAAGAAUUCUCCUCUAGGUACCACGAAGCGUCACUGGCGAUUCACAAUCGCGAUACUGGCAUGCAAGAGGUUGUCGCGCAGUACUUGGAGAACGAUCUUGAGCUUCUUGGCGUUACUGGUGUCGAAGACAAGCUGCAGCGCGAUAUUAAGCCGUCUCUCGAGCUCCUCCGCAACGCGGGCAUCAAGAUUUGGAUGCUGACGGGCGACAAGGUGGAAACUGCACGAUGUGUGGCGGUAAGCUCGAAGCUUGUUGCGCGAGGCCAGUACAUUUAUACUGUCGCCAAACUGAAGCGAAAGGAUAAUGCUCAAGAGCACCUCGACUUUUUGCGCAACAAAACAGACGCUUGUCUUUUGAUUGAUGGCGAGAGUCUAGCGCUCUUGCUGAACCACUUUCGUAUCGAGUUCAUCUCGGUGGCAGUCCGUCUCCCGACCGUCGUUGCAUGCCGAUGCAGCCCGACGCAAAAAGCCGAGAUUGCAACCCUCAUCAAGGAGUACACCAAGAAGCGCGUCUGCUGCAUCGGCGAUGGCGGCAAUGAUGUUUCCAUGAUACAGGCUGCCGAUGUCGGUGUCGGCAUCGUCGGCAAAGAAGGUCGACAGGCCAGUCUAGCAGCUGACUUUUCCAUUGAGCAGUUCUGUCAUCUAGUCAAGCUGCUCGUGUGGCACGGGCGCAACAGCUACAAGCGCAGCGCCAAGCUCGCGCAGUUUGUCAUUCACCGCGGUCUCAUCAUUGCCGUCUGCCAAACCAUGUACAGCAUCGCCCUCAAGUUUGAGCCCGAGGGCCUCUACAUUGACUGGCUCAUGGUCGGGUACGCCACCGUCUACACCGCCGCACCUGUGCUGUCCCUGGUCCUGGACAAGGACGUGGACGAGAACCUGGCCAACCUGUAUCCUGAGCUGUACAAAGAGCUCACCACCGGCCGGUCGCUCUCGUACCGCACGUUCUUCGUAUGGGUGUUUGUGUCUAUCUACCAGGGCGGCAUGAUCCAGGGCUUGUCGCAGAUCCUCACCGGUGUUGAAAACAAAAAGAUGACGGCGGUCAGCUACACGGUGCUGAUUCUGAAUGAGCUGCUGAUGGUGGCGAUUGAGAUUACCACGUGGCAUCCCAUCAUGAUUGUGAGCAUUCUGGGCACGUUUUUGAUGUACAUUGGAUCCAUGCCGUUCCUUGGCGGAUAUUUCAACCUGGAGUUUAUUAUUACAUGGGGAUUUGUUUGGCGUGUUCUGGCCAUCUUGUCUAUUUCACUUGUGCCCCCGUACGCGGCGAAGCUUAUUAGGAGAACGAUGAAACCGCCGUCGUACAGAAAGGUGCAGAGUCGAUAG